Messenger RNA from Tetrahymena thermophila SB210, 1065 nucleotides. RefSeq names its product amine-terminal domain cyclin. Gene Ontology annotation, cellular component: cyclin/CDK positive transcription elongation factor complex; nucleus. Lineage: Eukaryota; Ciliophora; Oligohymenophorea; Hymenostomatida; Tetrahymenidae. Gene Ontology annotation, biological process: regulation of transcription by RNA polymerase II; positive regulation of DNA-templated transcription, elongation. The record is from RefSeq and is a predicted model, not a curated record. The transcript is spliced from 4 exons. Gene Ontology annotation, molecular function: cyclin-dependent protein serine/threonine kinase activator activity.
AUGGAUAAAGAGUAGCAGCAGAAUUAUUUGUAAAAUCAUUAACAAGGAAGUAAUUAGAUGAAUUAACAACAAUAGGCUGCUUAAGGAUAGAUGACUGGAGGGAUGUGGCUUUUAACAAAGGAAGAUUGGGUGCUCAUUAGGCCAGAUAAAAGCAAGAAACAGUCAAUAGAAGAUGUGAAACAAGCAAAUUCAGUAGCAAAAUUUAUAAAAAUGUUUGCAGAGGAAUUCGAGUAUUAUUUCAGCGAUAUGUUGAAGCUAGGGACACAAACAAAUAUAAAAGCUUAAGUGUUCUAUCAUAGAAUCAAAGCAUUGAAAAGAAAUCAACAGCUCGAUGACAAUUUGUAUGCAAUAACUUGUUUAUUUUUAGCAGCAAAGUUAGAUGACACUCUAUUCAAAAGUGAAAUGUGUGUUGAAUUUUACAUUGCAUUGUAACAGUAUUUGAAAGUUGAUGCCACAUUCAAGCCUCAUGCCUUCAAAGCAUUAGUUUCGAUUAGCAAAUUAGAUGAAAGAGCAAAAUCACUGAGAAAACAGACAUUAAAAUAAAUUAUUGAGCAAAUUCCAAAGCAUAAAAUUCAGUAGGAAAAAGGAAAAUUAUUAUUUGCUGAAAAUGAUAUUUUGGUGUCUUUUGGAUAUGAUUUUGUAGUAGACACAGCGCUUCCCUAUGUCGAUUAAUUUGUUAAAUCCUACAAAGAAUUUAUCAAUAAGCAAAAAGAGCUAUAAGAACAAAGGAAAUAAAAAGAAGAAGCUAAACAAGAAGGCGAAAUGAAAUAAGAGAUACAAUAAGAUGAUAAAACUGAUACUAUAGAGAAGUUGCUCAAUACAGUUUAAUUUUGGGGAAACGAUGUUUAUCGUUCGAAUUUAUGUCUUUAUUAUACACCAAUUCAACUCACAUUAACAGUAUUAAAAAAGGCUUAGCAGACUGAGCGCGUUGUAUUUCCUGAUUACAAUGGGCAACCUUGGUGGAAAUUUUUCAACGAAAAGUAUAACGCUAAUAUAUAAAGUGAAGACGAUUUCAAAGAACCUCUAAUGUACUUUAAUAAUAUAAUUGCCAUGCUUAAGUCAUGA